This is a messenger RNA of Leishmania mexicana MHOM/GT/2001/U1103, 5532 nucleotides long. RefSeq lists its product as hypothetical. Lineage: Eukaryota; Euglenozoa; Kinetoplastea; Trypanosomatida; Trypanosomatidae. Bases 1 to 5532 code for a protein of 1843 amino acids. The transcript has a single exon. The record is from RefSeq and is a predicted model, not a curated record.
AUGGAGGCGCUUGUGCACAACUGCCCCGCCAGCGAAGAUGGCGAAGGCGCGCUGCUGGCCUGGACAUACGACUGGCUGACGUUCGACCACGGCACCGACCCCUGUGCAAUACUUGCGUUCUCUGGGGAGGUGAGCGCUCCGCAUCCGCGCCGUAUAGGCUCCACUUUGGCCGAUGUCCUUGUCGCGUUGUACACGUACGUUGUGCGCCAUGGAGGACGUGUCAGAAGCGGCCGCUCGGUGGCAGCAACUGAUAAGACGGGCGCAAGAACAACACUGGGGACCGCUGCCGGCUCUCUUCACAGUCUGGGUCGCGACGCAGAAGACGCUCGGUGGGUCGUGCUCGUCGACCUUGCCCAGUUUCUCUUCUCCUGCUGGGAUCUGCUGUUGGUCGGCGUGCCGAUGCCUUUGUCGCAACAGGUGCCGCCGUUGCACACCAGCACGGCGCUUCUAACUUCCCACGAGGCAUCGUUACAGUGCCGUAGUGCUGUUUUCGACUGCUCACCAACUGACCCGUUGGCAUCGCCGAUUUUGCUCGGGGAGACCGGGGACAGCGUGCCAGAGGAGGGUGCACGGCAGCCCUGCUACUGGGAAGGAGAGGAUAGGGAGACUGUCCAGGGUGCUGGGUCGCAUGAGAACGUCGCUCAGGUGACCGCCGAGUCCGUGCACGACCUAGUUCGUCGGGUUAUAAGGGAGAUUUUCCGUGUCGCCGACGACGACGCGGCUGCAAUCGCGGCAGGUCACAGCCGUGGCCUGCUCCGGAGCCCUGCUGCCGCCGCCACAUUUCUAAAACUGGUGCAAGCCUCUCCCCUGCUCCGGCGGCUUGUAUCCUCUUCACCACUUCUCAUCCGCUCCCUUGCGCGGUAUCUCCUACCGCGGCUCGUUUCGCUGCAUCAUCGUCAGCAGCAGCAGCAGCUCCAUCAUCACGCCCCCGGUGAGCUAGGGUGGAAAAGUGCGGUGGCUGCCACUGCCAUCGAAGCGCUGCUUUCCACGCUAUACACCGUCUACUCAUCUGCAGCCUUGUCCAUGUCGAUGUGGUCUGCGCAGCCGCUGCCAGUCGUCGCGUCGGAGCUGUCGUGCCGCUGCUGCUUGUUGGACUGCGAGGUGUCACCGGCAUCCUCGCUUGCUGACAGCGAUGGUGCCGCGCUGCUCGAAACCCUGUGCGCCGUGCUGCAGUCUUGUUGCGGGGCAUACCCGUCCCCGCUGCGCCUUCAGACCUUGCGGCUUUUGCAUCUGCUGAGCUCUUCACCCACGACGCGGCGCGCGCUCUUCUCCUCGUGCCGCCGCGAUGAAGUGUCAAGCAUUUUUUCGAUGCACGAGGAGCAGCCAGAACCAGCGGAUGCAGCAGCUGCUGCCGCGGUUGUGUCCAGCUCGCAGAGGCCGAGUGCGCUGGACGUUGUGCCGCACCUGCUGCCGCUGUUGCUUGGCGGCGAGGGCGAGGAAGAAUCGGUCCAGCUCACCUGCAGUGUGUUGCAGCUGAUACUCCUCCACGUUCAAUCUCCACGUCUUUCUGCGCCACUCUCCGACCAGCACAACAACACUGCCCACGCCACGAGCAGGGCAACAGCUGGUGUGACCGUCACCUUCACAGAAGACGGUAUCGUCGGGACCGCAGACGACGUGUCGGGCAUCAAGGUGGCCGUUCACCUUGCCCACCACAUAAAAGACUACGCGAUGCAGGCGCUCUACUCGUGCACGUGCAAGACCGGGUAUGCCUUGGUCGGGCUGCUGGACAGUGCGGCGUCUGUUGUGGCUGGCGCGCGUGCGCUGCUGCAAGGUGCGAGCAUCGGAGCAGACGCAUCUCCCGAGCAUGGCGAUGCAACAGUGCGAUGGGAACAGCGCCAGGACUGGCGCGUCCUCCUCCACGUCGCUGAGGCGGACAUGGCGCUCUUCGAGGUGCUUCUCAAGGGGACCGCUCUGCACGAUGCGCUUGUCCAGUGCCACGACGCCUGCGUCAGUGACGACGGCAGCGAAACCCAACUUGUAUGGGAUGAGGUUGCAAGCAGCAUCGUCGCUAUCGCGUCGCCGGAGCGCGGCGCGCAGCUCUCCCUUUACAGCUUCCUGCGCUGCCUGGACGCACUCGCGGCUGGGAUGCGGGGCAACGUGCAGGCUCUCUGGUCCAACCGUCUGUACCAGCUGGUGCACGAACUACUUGAGCGGUUGGACGGCCAUGUGCAAGACGCGAGGUGGCGGCCAGCCGACACGGCAGCCGCGAUGAGGACGUUUUCGGCUUUGGUGGUGUCUGGCGCGCUCCAUGGCAACCCCAAUGACGAGUCCCUGGCCACCACGGCUGUGCCCCACGUUCGCGACGCGGCGGACACGCUCCUUCUACGGCGAAUGGUGGACCCUCAGACACUGCAUCUUCUGACGCAGGUGAUAGCAGCCUACCUACCGGCUUCGUGUGACCUCCUCCUCCCCCUAGGUGUGCAGCUGCUGGACGAUGCUGCGUACACAGGCGAACUCAUCUCGAUUCACUGCCCCGUGCCUAGCGGUUACCCCACAACAACGUCGGCAUCCGUGGAGGAAAGCCGGUGUUUGCUACGCAUUGCAACGCUUCUCAUGCGCAAUCAGCGUGAGAACUGGGCAGCCCCGACGCCUACAUUCACGCCUAAGGAAAGGCGUACGCAGCGUGCAAGCAAUAGCCCCAGCCCCGCUGGCCAAAAGCCCACCAUCCCGCCCUACCCUAUGCCAGGACACCCCCACAUGUCGCCGUACACCUCCCGGGGCCUAGGACACUCAAAUGGCGGCGCUGAUAGGCCCGGGCUGUUGGAUGUCCUGUUUGGACUUUAUCCGGAGGCCCCGGAGCUGUUAGCGGCGCGGACUGAGCUCAUCCACGCCGUGGCACGCGGCCACGGCACUGCAGAUGCACAACCGGAGCUCCUCGCUGCCCGUACCUCUGCCUUCGUGGGCGCUGCAUCACUGACUGAGGUAGCGAUGCGCGCGAGUGACCUCCAAGCUUCGCUUUUGCUGAGUCUGGCGACGCUCGGGUGCCGUCCGUGCGUCGGACGACAAGAGCUACGUGCCAUGCUGGAGGAUCAGUGCCGGGUGUUGUGCAGCCGUCUACAGCGGGCAGACUUCAGCGACUCUACUCCAGUGCCGGUUGCAUUAUGGUCAGCUAAGGCUGCAGAGGAGGAAGGUGAUGCUCCCAACCCGGCAAUCGCGGAGACAGCAUCCGACCGCGACGGCGACGACGACUCAGGCCUGCUGCUCGACACACUGCAGGAAGUGUUCACACUAUUUGUUGUGCGCAUGUUAUGGUACGGCGGUGCGGAGCCGGAUCCUUCUCAGCCGUUGCCAUUACCGUCGUCGCAGGUGUCUGCCACCGAUGCUGCACCAGAUCAUUUUUUCUCUGAAGCACAUGCGCAAGCGCUCAUGAUGUGCGUGGAGGAGAGUGUGGGGUUGCAGGAAGGUCUGCGUCAGCUCCUCUUCGACCUCCACACGCAGUAUCGCAUGGACGUGCACGACUUCCUGACGCUUCUUCAGGGUGAAAAAGACCGCGUUCCGCGACAACGACCGCAGCAGGCGCAGGCCCCGUCCCCGUCGUCCGUGAUCUUUGCCGCUGCCGUUUUGAGCGUGAUCCUUUACGAUGGAGACGAGCCCGGGCUCUCGACGACACAACGCGGUGCGGCAUCUCCGCUUCGUACGUACAUGCGCUUUCUUCGCUCCGUGCAUUGGCUCGCCAACACCUCUUCGCAGGAAGCGGGCGUGCCUUUCCCGGCUGAAUUGCUCUUGAGGUCGGUAUUCCGCGUGGCACAAAGGGAGCUGCUGUCCCUCGAUUGCCUCCAUCACACCCAAGAGCAACUGGCGGAUGUGGCGCUGGUCACCACUGCCGCAUUUCCCGCAGCCAUUGGGGGCCUGCACUUUGUGUACGGCGAGCUGGCAUUCCAGCAACUUGCAGCCAGGGAGGACGUUCCGGCUUCGACCCCCGGCUCAUCGCCAGGUGCGGCGCUUCCGAUUUGCGUGUUGCGUGAGCACCUGGUACCGUUUCUCCUCCGCACCAACAGCGGCCGUCUUGCGCACCGCAAUAACCUGUCCAUCUCCGUCGCUGCCCUCAAGUACUCGACCGUGCUCUUGCAGCUGAUGUCUGUCGCGCUGUGGCCCCUCGCACCGGCGACGUGCACGUCAGUGGACGCAGUGCUGACCGAGUAUGCCAUGAGCCGCGCUCGCCAGCUUCUAGCGCUCACAACAGCCGAAUUGACGCGUGCUGACAGCGCCGCCCGCAAGCUUCUCUAUCCCCUUCUGCAGCUGCUAUACCUGCUGCUGAUGCGCGCACACAAGGUCGAUGUGGUGCGCCGCUAUGGCGCCGACUUGCUUCUCUUUGCCGUCACAGCAAGACACGCUGCCAUCACACGCGCCAAGCUGAUUGUCUUUGGCGAAGUGGAGUCGAGUGCUGUGGCAGACACUGACGAGGACAACGCGCGCGUUUGCGUCAUUGCCACUAUUGUGUACAUCAUGGCUCAACAGAUUGCCGCCCCAAGGCGAAACGGCGCGACAGGGGAUAUUGAGAUAGUGAGUGCGGGUGACGUUACUCGUGCAGCCUCCGGUGGCGCUGCAGCAGUCGGCGGAGGGGAACUAGAGCCGCCGUCGCGGAAAGACAUGCCGUGGUACGUGUGGAUCCCCGUCUUACGGUACUACUGGUGCUUUCGGGCCGCAGUCAGCCGCACCGCCAGCUAUCAUACCGCGCGUGAGCAACGGCGAAGCAUGCUGCGCAUACUUGUGUCCGGCGCGGAGUAUGUAAUUCGACUCUGUGGGGUGUCGCACCUGGCGUGCUGCAGCCACAGCGCAGCCCACGUUGGCAAAGACCCCGACCGAGAUGAGCGGCAAGCCGCAACCAUCUUGAUUGACUGGUGCACGGAGCUGAUCUUUACCUCUUGGAGGAGCGGCGACGACUUCGACGACGCCCACCCCAGCGUUACAAUCGUUGCGGCGCGCCUGCUAUACCUUCUCUUCUACCGCUUUCGUGCGCUAGCUGCGAACUCUGUGUGGCUCAACGCCCUCGUUCUGAGCUGCAUGCGUCAGACAGCGCCUUCGCGGCUGCUACGGCUGCCACUGGCCGCUGAAGGGUGGCUGCUCGCUGCGCUCAUUCUAGUUCUGCCCUACGUGCAGCACUCGCGCGCAUAUGACGACUAUGUGAAGGGAAGCGCUGCCAGGUUCUUUGAGAAGCCGGAAAUUUCGGUGCGCGUAAAACUGUUGCCGUACCCUCCAUCUAAGGAGGCGGCAACGGCAGGUGCAGCACGCCGUGUUGGUGCUUCUGGCGGUUGGGCUGAUGUGUCGGCCGCGGAGCCCGAACUCAGCUGCGUCCUUCGCAUUCUCAUAAUGGCAUGUCGGCAAUACGAGAUGUCCCCACACCGCUUACGCAGCAGCAGGCUUGAGGUGAUCGUUCCGCUGGGCUUGCAGUUUGUGGAGGAGGCUCCUAUACGUGAAUGUCCUUCUGUUCUGGAGUACGCCUUCCCCUACACCGUUCCCUUCACGACAGCCGCGGCACCACCUCUCCUCCUCGUCUUUCGCUGCUUUGCCGACCAGAUCCACGCGUGA